This is a messenger RNA of Fulvia fulva, 4386 nucleotides long. RefSeq names its product Peroxisomal biogenesis factor 6. NCBI's taxonomy places the organism in Eukaryota, Fungi, Ascomycota, Dothideomycetes, Mycosphaerellales, Mycosphaerellaceae. Gene Ontology annotation, molecular function: ATP binding; ATP hydrolysis activity. Gene Ontology annotation, cellular component: cytosol; peroxisomal membrane. The coding region runs from base 1 to 4386 and encodes 1461 amino acids. The transcript has 2 exons. The record is from RefSeq and is a predicted model, not a curated record. Gene Ontology annotation, biological process: protein import into peroxisome matrix.
AUGGCUUACGACGUGCCCAAGCCAGUCUCGCUCAAGAGGAAGAGGAGAAGGAGGGAGGACAAGCCGGCUGUCGCGGCGAGAAUAUAUCUGGACAGCAACCUGAAGGGAGAGGUCGGCAUUCUAUCAGCUGAUCUGGUGCGAGACCUGUUUCCCGGGCAGGAUGGGCAGAGUUCUGGUCAAGCGGGCGAACAGAAGAAGCUGUUCUGCGCAGUAACAGCGUGGACGCCCAAUCCUUCGCUCUCCGAGUCAAGCUGGACGAUUCUGCCAAUCAGAGCCCAAGCUGCGAGCGAGAAACCACUGCCUGCCUCGACCAUCAGGUUUCCAGCAUCGGCUUCAGGUACGCAGAGCUUUGUGAAGCUCGUCCAGGCUCUUGCUCCCUCCAAGCCCCUCCGUCAAAACAGCUCCGUCGAGGUCAGAGUCAGCGAUGUCGUGCCACUGCCGCUUGACACCAUCUUCGUGUCGGUAGAUCCGGAAGCGAUCCAAAAGCUGCAAGAUGUGCAUAAACGGUAUGGUGGUGGUGUUGGCACAGCUGCGCAGAAUGCCAGGAGGCCAGGCAAGCAGGCGGCUUCGCCCGUGCAAGAGGAUGGAGCUGCUACAGAACGGGAAGAGAACGUGAAGGCAUUGGUCAAGGAAGCUCUUUGGUCUAUCGUCCAUACCGAGGACCUUCUGCCAUUGCCAAUCUCGCAUCCGGUCACGCACACCAUGGCGCCUCCAGCCAGGAUUCUGGCUUGCGAGCCUGUGUCCCAAGGGCUGGUAUCUGAUUCCACCAACAUUGUGCUUGUGCCUACCUCUUCCGAGAAACGUGCCAAUGCUGGGAACAGAGGCCUUCUUUCUCCACGUCUGGACGAGGAGUCUGGCGAGGAGGACACAGCCAAUGAGGCCUUCUACUCUGCUACCGAAGAGAACUCCCCAGCAAAGCCACUGAAGCCGAUCGUUACAUCGAAAUCUGCCACCGACUUCUCGAACUCUGACGAUAUGUUCGAUUCAAGUGCUGAGGAGAGCAACUUGUCUGAUGACGAUGACAUGAUAUCGUUGGCGAAGCCCAGUCUCGUGGAUGGACCAUCGGGGCUCAGCUCCGCACUGACAUCCGCAACACCCAGACCCUUCGGACUGGGCACUCGUGGUAUCGGCACGCCAGGAUCUGUCUUCUCCAACAUGACUUCAACGACGAUUAGAGGAGGCCAGGCGACUCGCAGCAAGGUCUUUCGCGCGCAGGGCCUCGUUGAACGCAUACCGAAUGAGCUGCUGCAUCCACGACCAUCUGCCGACGAGGACGAAGAAGCUCGUGUCUACGUUGACGCCCAGUCAUUAGCUCGUCUAGGCUGUUUCUCCGGCGACUGGCUCAGAAUCGAAGCUGCUGAAAGCCAGAUACUGCCGAACUUUAGUGCUUUCGGCGAGCUUGGUGGCCUGACAGAGCGACAAUGGCGCCCAGCCAAGGUCUACACUCUCCCGGAGAAUAUGACGAAGCGAGCGCAGAACUAUAAAGUGAACACGAGGCACGGUCGCAGAGAUAGCAUCUCUUCGCUUGCGACGAACUCUUCCACGGCAGCGAUGAUCUACCUUUCGCCAGUAUUGUUAGCCAACUUGCAGGAGCCGACCAAUAUCAGCAUGUCUGCCAUGCCUAAGAACAAGAGGCAGAGUCUGAAACGACCUAUGACGCCCAGACCGGACACUGCUUCUGCUCGAUUGCCACCGACUGCAUCGGAGGUGACACUGAGGAAGAUCGUGACACCAAUUUCGACCGAACAAUCACUGAACAAUGCACUCUUCACCAAGCUGAAGCAGUACUUCGAGAUGAGGCAGCGCAUCAUCAAGCCUGGCGAUUUGAUUGCCAUACAAGUGGACGAAUCGUUGGGCCGAUCCGUCUAUGAGGGUGAAGCUGAGCUGGAUGGUAGCAGCGCUUCUGCCCUGCUGUGUCACAAUGUAGCCAACGGCGAGAGCAGUGACAGCAAGACUCCCGUCAACGUUGCGUGGUUCUCCAUCGAAGCCAUCAACGUUCCGCCAUCAGAAGACGGCAUCGAGCCAGAGUCUGAUACCUGGGGCGACGCUGCGACCAUUGACCCUACCAAAAUACAGAUGAGGCAAUCCGGAGAUGACAGACGUCAACUGCCGUCGGCCUCGAGCAAUACAUGGCAGUAUUAUCUGGGCGUUCGCAAAGUACAGGCAAAGCCUACUGCCAAUGCUGCUGCUACCGGUCUGCCUGAAGUCACUCCACCUUACAUCUCGGCUUUGCAGAGGAGGCUCCGUGAGCUGAUAUCUGUCUCGAUAGGUCCGCGUGCAGUGCAUCUGGGUAUGCCGCCUCUGACGGUACUCAUACAUUCGACUCAGCGAAACAUCGGCAAAACACGCACUGUGCAGCGCGUCUGCAGUGACCUUGGCGUCCACUUCUUCCCGAUCGAUGGUAACGAUAUCGCAUCAGAAGGCGGUCAAGGCGUCGACACGCAGGCACAAGGUCUUCUGGAGGCGAGAUGUGAACGUGCUCUUGACUGUGGAGCUGAGUUUACGGCAAUCUGUAUCACGCAUCUGGAAGUGCUUGGUGAAGAACGAACUGCAGCAUCGCUGAAGGGCGUACUGGAGACAGCAAGAGUACUGGUCGCUACCACCACGGAUGUUGACAAGAUCCCGGACACCGUGCGAGGACUUUUCACGCAUGAGUUGGAGAUGUCUGCACCUGACGAAGGCGAGCGAGAGGGCAUCCUUCGAGACAUUGCAACCGACUCUGGCGUAUCGCUUGCCCUUGAGGUAGACCUGGCAUCGAUAGCAGUCAAGACUGCCGCACUCGUGGCUGGUGAUCUUCUAGAUGUGGUCGAGCGUGCGCUCGUGGCAAAGGCCGAAAGGCUCUAUACUCUGGCUGUGACGAAGACUGAAGCAGCCAAAGAUGCCAUCACUAUCAAGGACAUACAACUCUCAGGCGGCGCUGCUGCCAAUGCAGUCAUCCCAGCAGACUUCGAUGCUGCCGUUGACCUCGCAAGAAAGAACUUCGCAGACUCAAUCGGUGCACCCAAGAUUCCUAACGUCCAAUGGUCUGAUGUCGGAGGUCUAACCAACGUCAAAGACGCAGUCAUCGAAACGAUUCAACUACCACUUUCGCGACCGGAGCUCUUUGCCAAAGGCCUCAAGAAGCGCAGCGGUAUCCUCUUCUACGGACCCCCCGGCACUGGUAAGACGCUCCUUGCCAAGGCAAUCGCCACAGAGUUCAGCCUCAAUUUCUUCUCCGUCAAGGGCCCAGAGCUGCUCAACAUGUACAUUGGAGAGUCAGAGGCCAACGUCCGCCGCGUCUUCCAACGUGCCAGAGAUGCACGACCAUGCGUCGUCUUCUUCGACGAAUUGGACUCGGUUGCACCGAAACGUGGCAAUCAAGGUGACUCCGGCGGUGUUAUGGACAGAAUCGUCUCCCAACUCCUCGCAGAGCUCGAUGGCAUGAGUGACGGCGAGGAAAGCGGCGGAGGCGUCUUCGUCAUUGGCGCCACGAACAGACCCGAUCUCCUCGAUCAAGCACUCCUGCGACCUGGCCGUUUCGAUAAGAUGCUUUACCUCGGAAUCAGCGAUACUCACGACAAGCAGGCGACUAUCCUGCAAGCGCUGACGAGAAAAUUCACCCUCUCGCCAACCGUCUCCCUCCCCCGCGUCGCCUCACACCUCCCCUUCACCUUCACCGGCGCAGACCUGUACGCCCUCGCCUCCGACGCCAUGCUCAAAGCUGUCACGCGCUCCGCCCGCACCGUCGAUUCCCGCGUCGCAGCCAUCAACGCGGAGCGCAAUGCCAAGGGCCAGAGUGUCAUCUCAGUGGCGUAUUACUUUGAUCACUACGCCACCGAAGCGGACACGGAAGUUGCGGUAGUGGAGGAAGACUUCCAUCUUGCGAGACAAGAGUUGACGCCGAGUGUCAGCUUGGACGAGUUGAGGCAUUAUGAGAGGGUGAGGAGUAUGUUUGAGAGUGUUAAGGAGAAGACGGAGGAUUCAAAUGAUACGCACGAUCAAAGGCCUGCUUCCUCGCAGCAGGGGGUUAAUGGGUCCAAUGCUGCUGGGGGUUCUGAUGCGCGGCAACGAGCUGCGGAUGCCAUGAAGCGUAUCAGUAGGAACGGGCCACCGGCUUCUGUGGUUACGAAUGGCAGUGGCGGCGGCGGCGAUCAUUCCCACCCUGUGCUCCGGCCCAAUGCCGCAUCGGCGCCGGGAGCUGCUGACACGAAGGCGGAUGCGGAUGCGGAUGAUGACUUUGUCAUCCGCACAGAUCGCAUGUCCCUGCAGCAGAGUAGUCCGAGGAAAGGGAAAGGGAAAGGGAAGGGGAAAAGUCGUGAGAUUGAAAGUAAUCAGCCGGUCUCGAACGGUACAGUGGUCCAGGAUGGUGGUGACGCUGACGACGCCGGUGAGGAUUUGUAUGACUGA